Messenger RNA from Oncorhynchus masou masou (cherry salmon), 922 nucleotides. Its product is annotated as glyoxalase domain-containing protein 5-like. The transcript is spliced from 2 exons. The annotation marks the transcript as partial. Lineage: Eukaryota; Metazoa; Chordata; Actinopteri; Salmoniformes; Salmonidae. The record is from RefSeq and is a predicted model, not a curated record.
GGUAACAGAAAGGCGCUGUGUUUUGGGAAGCAGAAGUUGAACCUGCACCAGGUGGGUCAGGAGUUUGAACCCAAGGCUUUGAGACCCACCUCAGGAUCAGCUGACCUCUGUCUCAUCACCCUCACCCCCCUGGCUUCUGUAGCUACACACCUACAGGCGUGUGGUGUGGAGAUAGAGGAGGGUCCAGUGGAGAGGAGUGGUGCUGUUGGACCCAUCACAUCUCUCUACUUCAGAGACCCAGACCACAACCUGAUAGAGGUCUCUAACUACAACCAACCAACAAAGGACUGAGGCCUUAUGUCAACCUCUAACUACAUGUACAACCAACAUCCUUUAGCUAAACAGCUACCUUCAACAGACCAACAGCCUUUAGCUCAACAUCGACCUUCAACAGACCAACAGCCUUUAGCUAAACAGCUACCUUCAACAGACCAACAGCCUUUAGCUCAACAUCGACCUUCAACAGACCAACAGCCUUUAGCUCAACAUCGACCUUCAACAGACCAACAGCCUUUAGCUCAACAUCUACCUUCAACAGCCUUUAGCUCAACAUCGACCUUCAACAGACCAACAGCCUUUAGCUCAACAUCUACCUUCAACAGCCUUUAGCUCAACAUCUACCUUCAACAGCCUUUAGCUCAACAUCUACCUUCAACAGCAUUACAACAACCAUUUAACUGCAACAGAAGAACAAAGGGCAUUCUUAUAUUCUGUGUUUUUUGCUCAGCCAACUUAUUUGUCUUUUGGCAGGCAGAUAACAGUAGUUAGACUGAAGAGUUAGUGCUCAGGUAACCUUUAUGAGGACAACAACGUAGUUCCUACGUGUCAUGUUUUGGCCUAGCCAGAUGUGUAUGUUAGCCAAUUCCUUUGUUGUUUGGGGUGAUGACUUGCCUUGUUAAAUAAAAAAAUGAAAGAGGCAAAA